Brassica rapa (field mustard) is the source of this 891-nucleotide messenger RNA. RefSeq names its product monothiol glutaredoxin-S15, mitochondrial. Gene Ontology annotation, cellular component: mitochondrial matrix. Lineage: Eukaryota; Viridiplantae; Streptophyta; Magnoliopsida; Brassicales; Brassicaceae. The record is from RefSeq and is a predicted model, not a curated record.
CGACACGUCGUCGUUCUGGGUUCGGUCACACUCGAUUGAGAAGCGGUCGCAACAGUUGCAAAGCAGGGCUUCUCUCGGUUCUUCCAUGUUCCUAUUUUAAAUUUUCUGAAAAAUUCCGGUGAAAGUCAUUAACUUUCCUCUCUGACUUCUUCCCUUUCCCCGUUCUCGAUAUCUUAUAAGAUCAAAAGCUCGAAACUUUUUAUUGUGAAUUUGAAGAAAUCAAUCUCUGCUUAAUCUAGAGAUGGCGGCUGCUUUGUCGAGCAAGUUUCUUAAAGGAAUCACAAGCCUUCACUCUCUUCGUUCUACUAGAUUGGCAUCUGCAUCUGUCUACCAACAUGGGAUGAUGAGAUACUCCUCCACAGUGCCCAGCGAUUCAGACACGCAUGAUGAUUUCAAGCCUACACAGAAAGUCCCUUCUGGUUCUACAGACUCGCUAAAGGAUAUCGUUGAGAAUGAUGUGAAGGAGAAUCCUGUUAUGAUCUACAUGAAAGGAGUUCCGGAAGCUCCUCAGUGUGGGUUUAGCUCACUAGCCGUAAGAGUUCUGCAACAGUAUAAUGUGCCUAUUGGUGCUAGAAACAUUCUUGAAGAUCAAGAAUUGAAAAAUGCUGUCAAAUCUUUCAGCCAUUGGCCUACGUUUCCACAGAUCUUCAUCAAGGGAGAGUUUAUUGGAGGCUCAGACAUCAUCCUUAACAUGCACAAGGAAGGUGAACUUGAGGAAAAGCUUAAAGACGUCUCUGGAAACCAAAAGUCUCAAUAAACUUCCAGAGGUUUUGAUUUGAUUUGAAUGAAAUCAUUAUGUUUUUUGUUUUUGAUAGACGGCAAUAAUGUCAUAAGAAACUCAGAAUCUUUUGAAUCUUGGUAUGAACAAACAUUUAUUUCAUUAUUUAUAAC